AUGGAUUUAGUAAUUCAACUCACGAAAGUUCUCAAUUCUGAACAAAAGGCUGUCAUGUGUCUCGAUCUACAGCUCUACAUUAUUGCUAAAAAAAUACAAUGGCACUGGCCUGACUUGUAUGGUGAAAGGGAGAUAGUUCUUCUGCUAGGCCCUCUGCAUAUUGAACAAGCUUUUCUCCGAAUGUUGGGGGAGUACAUGGAAGGCUGCGGAUGGACUACAAUUAUCACUCACUCAGGGAUAGCAACAAGUGGCUCCGCAGAGGCUCUAAUGAAGGUUACGCACAUCAAAAGAGCCAGAGAGGCUCAUCAGAUUACCGCAGCAGUUCUUCACUGUUUGCUGAUGGAAGAGUUCACAAAUUCCCACCCCGAGGGGGGAGAUAUUGAACUUCAGCAGUGGAUUGAUGAGCGUGUGAAACUUUCACCGACAUUUCUCUUCUGGCUAUGGCUCCAUGGUUUUUUUUUGUUUGAUCAUAUAAACUAUUCCCGAUGGCUACCGGUCCAUAUUUUUGACUUGGAACAGUUGGAAAGAACAUGCCCAAGUGUUCACCAAGCUUUUUCAGAAGGCCAGUUUGUUGUCAAUAAGACUAACAAUCUAUUCAGCAGUCUUGGUAUCGACCACGCUCAUGAACAGAAUAAUGCCUCUGUCAAGGGAAAAGGGGGCAUAUCGGGUCUGACUCAUGACCCAUCUGCUUUGCGGCGCUGGACCAUCGGGGGACCUGAAAUCACAAGAAUACUUAAUGAGUUUGAAAAUGAGGAAGAUGACGAUGAUACUGGAGACUUUGGCAGUCAUCAUGAACAAAAAGAAUCUUACCAGAUGAGGUUCUUACAGCACUGCAUUGCUCUAAAGGAUUCCUUUCAUGAGUUUGAUAAUCCUUUUUCUCUAAAUCAAGAAGAACUUAUUGCACUUGACACGCGUGUUGCGAUUUCAGCAGAAGGGGUAGCAGCUCUUGUUGGUGCUAAAACAAAAGGUUCAAAGUUAUACACCGAUUUUGUAAAUGAAAGAUUACUGGAAAGGACAAAGUCCUUAUAUGACCCCAUUACUAAAUGUAACACGAAAAUAUUUGCUGCUAAAAAGAAACCAUCAAAGUGCACUGCUGUAGAUAUUCUGAAGUCAGAGGUGAAUCUAUUUUCAAGAUCAUUCGUUGUCAGUAUUGCUCGGAAAUUAGAUUUAGACAAAUUCUUUGAAUACGAAAAUUUGUCCUAUCCUCCGUCUUUGGCUGUCGGCGGAAAAAUGAGGACUGGUGACAAAAACCAGUUAACUCUUAUUUUAGAAACACUUGGACAAAAUCCACAAGGUGAAGUCCCCACCCAGGCAGAUGCAGCGAUUAUUGAUGGGGGAUGUCUCGUUCAUGCUGUGAAGCCGCGCCCUGACCAAAAAACUUUCACUGAGUAUGUGAAACAACUCCUAGGUGUGAUAAAUUUUAUGGUUUCGACCCUAAAAGUACAGAGAGUGGACAUUGCUUGGGAUAGGUAUUUAAAGCACAGCCUUAAGGAAGCAACCCGUACCGAUAGAGGGCAAGGCAAACGCCGUGUUGAUUUACCAGCUAAAGAUAAACUACCGCCUGACUGGGAAGAUUAUCUGCGUGAUGAUCAAAAUAAAGUAGAACUCUUUCGUUACCUUUCUCAGGCUCUCCUUGAAAAAUGUGAAGGAAUUCAAAUGGUGACUAAUGUUGAUUCAAAAAUAAUAUCCUCUGUGCCUGGUAAUUCAUCAUUGCAUGGGGCUUCUGCAGAAAUGGAGGAGGCUGAUGGGAGAGUUAUUCUGCACCUGCAAGAUAUGGUAGUUCACGGAGGCUCGAAAACUGUCGUUGUUCGAAGCACGGACACUGACGUACUUGUGCUUCUCGUCUCAUUCUUCCCGAAACUGCGAGACAACGGGCUUCAAAAACUUUGGGUGAACUACGGCAGUAAGGCAAAGAGACGUUUUAUCAGUAUCCAUGGCAUUGCGUCGAAGUUAGGAGAUAUGAAAUCAGUAGCUCUUCGUGGGUUCCAUGCGUUCACGGGAUCCGACGUGACCGCAUUCUUUGGGUCAAAAGGUAAGCGUUCAGCUUGGAAUUCAUGGACAACUGAGGAAACUACAGUGGCCUUCAAAAGAAUCUCUGACCCGCUGUCUGCUGAGGACGAGAUAGACGAAAGUAUUGUUGCCUCAAUAGAGAGAUUUGUGAUAAGCAUGUACGGCGUGAAAGGUGACAAGUCCAUCGCGUCUGCUCGUAAAGAGUUGUUUGCUUCCGAUAAUAAGCACAUUUCUGCCAUUCCUCCAUCUAAGGCGGCUCUUGCAGAAAAGAUAAAGCGAGCAGCUUACGUAGCAGGGAAUUUGUGGGGCUCGUCAACACUCCUUGAAGGACCUACAGUGUCCCCCGAAGGCUGGGGUUUCACCUUCAGUGAUGGCUGGAAGAUUGUCUGGACCCAACUGCCAGACGUAUGGGAAGGAGUACGGGAGCUGGACAGAUGUGGGUGUAGCACUCAAUGUGGAACUUUCCGAUGCUGUUGUCGGCGCCUUGGACUCCCCUGCACUCCAGCCUGCAAGAAAUGCAAAGGCAAUUGCGACAACAAACCAAAAACUACUCACCAGACCGAGGAUGAUGAUGUCUUGGGUGAUGAUUAGACUUACAUGAUGAUACUUACAUAUACAUUUUACGUAUUCGGAACUUUUAUAGUCAAGACAAAUAUAUUCAAAUAACAUUUAAGGUCGGGGUCUCUUUCCAAAGCCCCCAAACCACAACUAAAUAUUGCAGCACGAAACUUUUAAUACUACAUGUUUGGUCUCACUAAUCUCGAAUCGACCCCUGAAUCACGCCUGAAGCUCUGUUGGCAAGACGACUCUCUGAUGGGGUACUUUUCUCACGGUGCGUAGCGGUACCUCAUGCGUCAGGCACCGUGAGAAAAGUACUCCAGCAUCAUU
This is a messenger RNA of Frankliniella occidentalis (western flower thrips), 2898 nucleotides long. RefSeq lists its product as uncharacterized. The transcript is spliced from 9 exons. NCBI's taxonomy places the organism in Eukaryota, Metazoa, Arthropoda, Insecta, Thysanoptera, Thripidae. The record is from RefSeq and is a predicted model, not a curated record. The coding region runs from base 1 to 2601 and encodes 866 amino acids.